Helianthus annuus (common sunflower) is the source of this 2849-nucleotide messenger RNA. Its product is annotated as protein phosphatase 2C 29. Lineage: Eukaryota; Viridiplantae; Streptophyta; Magnoliopsida; Asterales; Asteraceae. The transcript is spliced from 4 exons. The coding region runs from base 147 to 2438 and encodes 763 amino acids. The record is from RefSeq and is a predicted model, not a curated record. Gene Ontology annotation, biological process: protein dephosphorylation. Gene Ontology annotation, molecular function: protein serine/threonine phosphatase activity.
CUCUUCAUUUUUUCAACUCCACCAGGUCACAUUCUCUCUCUCUCUCUCUCAAACAACUCCACCAUUAUACAUAUACAUACACACUAUAUCUCUAUAAUGGUCGACACUCUCAUGAAUCUUCAUCUUCAUCUUCUUCCUCAAAUGUGAUGGGAGGCGGUUUCUCGCACCUCCUCCCCUGCUUCAAUCCGGCUGAGCACCGCCGUAACCACUCACCGGACCUCAUUUUCACGGCCGCCGAACCUCUUGACGAAACCCUAGGUCACUCCUUCUGUUACGUCCGUUCCUCCGCUCGCUUUAUCUCACCUACACACUCAGAUCGCUUCAAUUCGCCCUCUCAAUCGCUCCGAUUCUCGCCGGAAUCCUCAUCUAGGUCACGCCAGGUUAACGGCGUUACGGAGACAGGUUUCAGAUCCAUUUCCGGUGCUUCUGUAAGUGCGAAUAGUUUAACUCCUGUAACUGUUGUUAAAUUAGAUAAUAUUGUUGAUGAUGAUGUUAAUCGUGUUGGUGUUGGCGGUGGUGUGAGGUCUAGUGGUAGUCAUAUUGUUAGUGGAUUUGAGAGUACGUCUUCGUUUAGUGCUCUACCGCUGCAGCCGCUGCCGCGAGGCGAUUCGGCUAGGGCAGCGGUAGGGCAGAUGGAGAGGGCGUUUUUUAUGUCUGGACCGAUUGAGCGAGGGGCUUUGUCUGGUCCGUUGGAUUCGAGUAUGAAUAUCGGUUCCGAUUCGGUUAAUAGUAACGGUGUGCCGUUCUCUGCGCCGUUGAAUGGUGGUGGUUAUGUUAAAAAGAGGAGGAAGAGGUCGGUUAAUGGGAUUCGGAAGGCGUUUAAUCGGAAUUUUCCUCGGCCGUGGGUGGUUCCUGUUAGGAAUUUUGUCGGACGGAAGGAGAGUUCGGUUAAGGGAGGGGUGGAGCGAUCAGAUGUGAAGAAUGAUAGGGAUGUGCAGUGGGCUUUAGGGAAAGCUGGUGAGGAUCGGGUGCACGUGGUGGUUUCGGAAGAGCAUGGUUGGUUGUUUGUCGGGAUUUACGAUGGGUUUAACGGUCCGGAUGCUCCCGAGUUUCUGAUGGGGAAUUUGUAUAAGGCUAUGUAUAAAGAACUCGAAGGUUUGUUUUGGGAUUUAGAUGAUGCAGCUCAAGCUCCCGCUCCAGCUCCUGCUCCUGCUCCAGCUGAAUCCUGUUCGGCACAAUUACAAGAAGAAGCAACGGAUGUAAAGAAUGAUUCGUUUCGUUCAGGAGGAGAAGAGAUAGUGACUAGACGGAAACGCUUAUGGGAAUAUCUUGCAGAGGAAGGACCUAGAGAUGGACUUGAUCUUUCCGGUUCCGAACGGUUUGCGUUUUCAGUGGAUGAUGCACUCAGUAUAAGCAAAACGAGUUCAGGCGCUAACCACCGGUCAUUUCUUCUGUCAAAAUUAAGAAACGGGCUUACUAAGCAUAAGGAGGGUAGUAAAUUAUUCGGUUGGAAACUCGGGUUGGAUUCCAAAGAGCAAAAAGAAGCGGAAACCAGAGUAGAGGAGACAGAUAAUGUUGUUAAAAACGGCAGGAAGAAAAAAACCGGUCCGGUAGACCAUGAACAGGUUUUGCGAGCAAUGUCAAGGGCUUUAGAAGUAACGGAGUUUGAGUAUCUGGAUAUGACUGAUAAGGUUAUGGAUCAAUAUCCUGAGCUUGCGCUUAUGGGUUCGUGUUUACUGGCUGUUUUGAUGAGGGACGAGGAUGUGUAUGUGAUGAAUUUAGGAGAUAGUCGGGCUAUCGUUGCGCAAGAUGAUGAAACCAAAGAAGCUGUUCUAUCUCAAACAACGGAUAGUGGGACGGUCAUUGAGGAUGUAGUUAAAGAAUCCAUUGAUGCAGACGGAAAGGAAAAUUGUACGGAAAACGAGGGGCACGCUCACGAUAAGAGGUUGACCGCGUUGCAACUGUCGACUGAUCAUAGCACAAGCAUUGAAGAAGAAGUUACUAGAAUCAAGAACGAGCAUCCGGAUGACGAUCAUUGUAUCGUCAAUGAUAGAGUCAAAGGUCGUCUUAAGGUUACUCGUGCUUUUGGGGUUGGUUCUCUUAAACAGGCAAAAUGGAAUGACUCAUUACUUGAGAUGUUUCGCAACGAGUAUAUUGGAAAUGCACCCUACAUAUCGUGUGUACCUUCUCUUAGACACCAUCAACUAUGUAAAAAAGACCAGUUUUUGGUACUUUCGUCAGACGGUUUGUAUCAGUAUUUUAGCAAUCAGGAAGUCGUUUCACAUGUCGAUAGCUUCAUGGAGAAGUUUCCGGAUGGUGAUCCAGCUCAGCACCUGAUAGAAGAGCUUCUGUUACGCGCAGCCAAGAAAGCUGGGAUGGAUUUGCACGAAUUGCUCGACAUCCCACAAGGCGACCGCCGGAAAUACCAUGACGAUGUUACAGUCAUGGUCGUUUCUUUAGAAGGACGAAUUUGGAAAUCAUCAGGAAAAUAUCUCUAAAACCACAUCGAACCCGGACAUAAUUUCACAUCAUGACCCCAAGGCAAACCCCGACAAAACAAAGUAGAGACUUCAUGUCGGGUCUCAGAAUUCUUGGUCUCGAAGCGUGUACUUCAAGAAACGUUCCAAACUCGAGGCGUGUAUCGAUCAAGAACUGAGCUUGGUUGAAACCGGAGGAAAUGUGCAGGUAAAUGCUCUUGACAAAAAGGGACUUGUUUUUCUUUUCUUCUAAUUUUGGUGAUGGGAUUGGUAAAGAAUGGAUUUUUUUUUUUUAAUUUAUGAUUUCGGUUUUUUUGUUAGAUUUGUUCAUAGGUGGGAAAUGUUGUUUCAUUACUUAACCUAAGAAGGUUGUAAUUGAUCAAACUGAGUAGAUUUUUUAAAAAAAAUCAGAUGCGUAUUACAUUCUUGUUU